AUGUCAACCCUAUUGCGACCUUAUUCAAGGCUUCUAUGGGCUAGGCUAAGAUGCACUAGGGCCUUUACUAGUCCGCGUUUUACUCCCAUGUACAAGAUCGCUAGACUGCACACCAACCCAUCACUAUUUCAAAAACCUCCUUCCGACAAGGGCAGCAACAAAGAUGCUAAUGAUGAAGAUUUAGAGAACGUGAGGCGAGAGGUUGAGAGGUAUAUCGAAGAGGCUAAAAAUGACAAAUCAGUUGACUGGGAGCAGAGGAAGAAAAGAAUAGACGAAGGGAUUGCUCGCCUAGAAGAAACAAUUUUGAGGCAGCAAAACAAGCACCACGAUGAGCCAAAGGAGCAAUCAGGCAGAGAGGCCGAGCCUAGUGAGUCUAAGGAGGAAGGUCCCUCCGAGUUUGAAAAGAAGCAAGCUUUUGAGCAAAACAAAAAGCUCAAUGACAGGAAGAAAGCCGAAGAAGAAAAGCUAUCAAAAAUUAUGAAUGACCCAAACGCCAGAGUUCUUGCAGUCAAUAUCGGGUUUUUGGAAAUUGGUGUUCUUCUAUUUUUGCUGUCAUUCCUCCUAAACAGGCUUUACAAUACAGAAGAGCAAAGAGAGAUUACUUGGCAAGAGUUUAGAACCAAACUUUUGGCUAAAGGUUAUGUCGCGAAACUCGUCGUUGUCAACAAAUCUUUUGUGAAGGUAGUUUUGAAUGAAAAUGGCAAGAACCACCCUGAACAUAAUGGUCAUGACUUCUACUUCUUUACUAUCGGCUCCGUUGAGAGCUUUGAGCACAAACUUCAAAGAGCUCAAGAAGAAAUAGGCAUAGCAGAGGAUUUCAAAACUCCUGUUGUUUACGUCCAAGAAGGCAACUGGGCUAAGGCGAUGUACCAAAUCCUCCCUACAGCUUUAAUGAUCGGUGGCCUUAUUUGGAUCACUAAGCGGUCCGCCUCUGGAGCAGGUGGAGGCGGCCCGGGUGGCAUUUUCAGCGUUGGUAAAUCGAAGGCAAAAAGAUUCAACAAAGACACUGACGUUAAGGUUACAUUCAAAGAUGUCGCGGGCUGUGAUGAGGCAAAGGAAGAAAUUAUGGAAUUUGUCAGUUUCUUGAAGGAGCCUUCGCGCUACGAAAAGAUGGGUGCCCAAAUUCCCCGUGGCGCCAUUCUUUCCGGCCCACCAGGAACUGGUAAAACUUUGAUAGCUAAGGCUACUGCCGGCGAGGCAGGCGUUCCUUUCUUUUCUGUGUCUGGUUCUGAGUUUGUCGAAAUGUUUGUCGGUGUGGGUGCCUCAAGAGUCCGCGAUUUGUUUAAAACCGCUAGAGAAAAUGCGCCAUCCAUCGUUUUUGUCGACGAAAUCGAUGCAAUCGGUAAGGCGAGACAGAAAGGCAACUUUUCAGGAGCCAAUGAUGAAAGAGAAAACACUUUAAAUCAACUAUUGGUCGAAAUGGAUGGCUUUACCCCAUCAGACCACGUUGUGGUCUUGGCAGGUACAAAUCGCCCCGAUGUUCUCGACCAGGCACUGAUGCGCCCUGGAAGGUUUGACAGACACAUUAACAUCGAUAGACCGGAGCUCGAAGGCCGCAAGCAAAUAUUUCAAGUCCACUUGGCCAAGGUGAAGCUUGCUGGCUCAAUGGAGGAUUUGAAGAACAGACUCGCAGCCUUGACCCCUGGUUUCUCAGGCGCCGACAUUUCAAACGUUUGCAACGAGGCUGCGCUGACAGCCGCUAGAAACGAAUGCACUUCCGUCAAGCUUGAGCACUUCGAACAAGCCAUCGAAAGGGUUAUCGGCGGCGUGGAAAGAAAGUCCAAACUGCUCUCACCUGAAGAGAAGAAAAUCGUGGCUUACCAUGAAGCUGGUCAUGCUGUUUGCGGGUGGUACCUGGAGUUUGCCGAUCCGCUUUUGAAGGUCAGCAUUAUCCCAAGAGGCCAAGGCGCUCUGGGAUACGCCCAGUACCUACCAGGAGACGUUUACCUGCUGAGUGAGCAGCAACUGAAGGACAGAAUGACGAUGGCGCUUGCGGGUAGGGUUUCGGAAGAGCUGCAUUUUCCUUCCGUGACUAGCGGCGCAUCUGAUGAUUUUCAGAAAGUGACGCGUAUGGCAACUGCCAUGGUCACUGAGCUGGGUAUGAGCGACAAGAUCGGAUGGCUGAACUAUCAGAAAAAGAGCGAAAGCGAUUUGACUAAGCCCUUCUCCGAAGAGACAGCCGCUAUAGUCGACGCUGAGGUCUUUAGGUUGGUCCAGGAGUGUCAUGACCGCUGUACCGCGCUUCUCAAGGAGAAGGCUGAGGAUGUCGAAAAAAUAACACAACUUCUUUUGGAGAAGGAGGUCCUCACGAGGGAAGACAUGAUUCGCCUCCUCGGGAAGCGGCCAUUCCCUGAGCGCAAUGACGCAUUUGACAAAUACCUCAAUGAAAGCGAGACGAAAAGGCUACGUAAAAAUGAAGCUGACCAGGGCAUGAGCAGCUAG
Messenger RNA from Lachancea thermotolerans CBS 6340, 2442 nucleotides. RefSeq names its product m-AAA protease subunit YTA12 (gene YTA12). Gene Ontology annotation, cellular component: m-AAA complex; membrane. NCBI's taxonomy places the organism in Eukaryota, Fungi, Ascomycota, Saccharomycetes, Saccharomycetales, Saccharomycetaceae. Gene Ontology annotation, molecular function: ATP hydrolysis activity; ATP binding; zinc ion binding. The coding region runs from base 1 to 2442 and encodes 813 amino acids. Gene Ontology annotation, biological process: mitochondrial protein processing; protein-containing complex assembly. The record is from RefSeq and is a predicted model, not a curated record. The transcript has a single exon.